AUGGGUGACAUUCGUUAUAUUCUUGGAGUUGAAGCUACUCGAACUUUUACCCGUUUGUUUCCUAGUCAAGUUAACUAUAUUUCCACAAUCCUCAAGAGAGUUAAUAUGAUGGAUACAAAGUCACUUCACAUUCUUGUUAUCACUAGGUUUUCUCUUUCCAAACAUGAUGAAGAACUCUUGAGUGACCCACUUAUCUACCGAAGUAUUGUUGGCGCUCUUCAAUAUCUUACUCUUUCAUUUCAUGAGCUCGCCUUUGCAGUUAAUCAAGGAUAUGAGUUUCGCGUCACUCUGAAUCGUCCUCCUAUUCUAUGGUGCAAUAACAUUAGUGUUGCAUUUCUCAUUGCCAAACAUGUCUUUCAUGCUCAUAUCCUUACUAAAGGUCUUUCAUCCAAAUUCUUUGCAUUUUUUCAUGACAAGCUCAUAGUUUGUGUCACCUUGUUUGGCUUGCGGGAGGAUGUUAAACAACAAAACUCAUCAUCGGAGUGGUUAAAUACAAUUUUAACAUUUUCAUGUUCUCUAUUAUUAAUUUUAGACCUUACUUUAGCAGUUACAUUUGAUGUAACAGAAUUUGGUGCCAAUGGAAAUGGAAAUGUAGAUGAUUCUCAGGCUUUCUUACAAGCAUGGGAUAAAACAUGUGCAAGUAGCAGCAAUGCUACGAUGGUGGUUCCUGAAGGAAAUACAUACUUGUUGAUACCUCUUCAAUUCAAUGGUCCCUGUAAAGGACCAUCUGUUCAAGUUCAGAUUGAUGGAACCCUGGUGGCACCCAAAACCAUAGGUGAAUGGACAGGUUGUGUGGGCAACACAUGGAUAGGAUUCUCAGAUGUUGAUGGUCUUCAAGUUUAUGGAAACGGGACACUUGAUGGGCAAGGUUCACUAUGGUGGAAAAAAUCCGGUAGUGAGGAUGAUGACCAUAUAAUUAACAAUCACAAUCGGAAAAAAAAAAAACGAAAUAUGUGCUCACGACCGAUGGGAUUAAAGUUUUCAAGCUGCAAAAACCUUGAAUUAAGUGGUUUGACUCAUAUCAACCCUCCAAAGAGACAUAUAAACUUACAUUCAUGCAACCAGGUUACCAUUUCUUGCCUUACAAUAACCGCACCCAAAGACAGCCCUAAUACGGAUGGAAUCAGCAUCUCUUCCUCAACUAACGUUAAUAUCACCAACUCUACUAUUGGCACAGGGGAUGAUUGUAUUGCAAUUUGUUCCGGUAGUUCAAACAUUUUUGUUGAAGGAGUUCAAUGCGGACCUGGGCAUGGCAUAAGUGUGGGUAGCCUCGGUGAAGGGGGGUCUCAAAAUACUGUGGAAGAUGUUCAUAUACUAAAUUGCAAUUUCACUGGAACACAAAAUGGGGCAAGGAUAAAGACAUGGCAGGGUGGAAAAGGAUAUGCAAGAAAUAUUACAUUUGAGCACAUCCAGUUGAAUGAUGUUAAGAACUCUAUUAUUAUUGAUCAAAACUAUUGCAAUGGAAAACACGACUGUACCGCAAAAUCGGGCGCGGUGGAAGUGAGCAAUGUGAAAUAUAUAAAUGUGCAAGGAACGUCUACAAUUGAUCGAGCAAUACUCCUAGAUUGCAGCAAUGAAGUUCCAUGCAAUAAUAUUGUUUUUGACAAUGUAAACAUAACUUCAAGCUCUAUGGGUGUCAAUGUUUAUGCGACUUGCAAGAACGCGAACGUGUCUGUCCCUUCCGUAGUGUAUCCAGUUGUAUCAUGCAGUAUUGGUGACAUUUAA
This is a messenger RNA of Impatiens glandulifera, 1725 nucleotides long. RefSeq names its product probable polygalacturonase At3g15720. The record is from RefSeq and is a predicted model, not a curated record. Lineage: Eukaryota; Viridiplantae; Streptophyta; Magnoliopsida; Ericales; Balsaminaceae. Gene Ontology annotation, biological process: carbohydrate metabolic process. Gene Ontology annotation, molecular function: polygalacturonase activity. The coding region runs from base 1 to 1725 and encodes 574 amino acids. The transcript has 12 exons.